This is a messenger RNA of Hyla sarda, 1987 nucleotides long. RefSeq names its product WD repeat domain, phosphoinositide interacting 2 (gene WIPI2). The record is from RefSeq and is a predicted model, not a curated record. Gene Ontology annotation, molecular function: protein binding; phosphatidylinositol-3-phosphate binding; phosphatidylinositol-3,5-bisphosphate binding. The transcript is spliced from 12 exons. Lineage: Eukaryota; Metazoa; Chordata; Amphibia; Anura; Hylidae. Bases 119 to 1426 code for a protein of 435 amino acids. Gene Ontology annotation, biological process: autophagy of mitochondrion; nucleophagy; protein localization to phagophore assembly site. Gene Ontology annotation, cellular component: extrinsic component of membrane; phagophore assembly site membrane; cytosol.
CGCAUGCCCAGUAACCCGUCAUGUCCAGGCCGGUAAACAAGGAAUGAGCGAACGCUAAAUACCGAGCUCGCAGCUUAGUGACCCGUACGUUAUCCCUAGUUGAAAGUAAGGUGUCAUUAUGAACCUGGCUAGGCAGAACGUUGAGACCGGAGCCACGCAGCUCUUGUUUGCGAAUUUCAACCAAGAUAACACAUCCUUAGCAGUUGGUAUCAAAUCUGGUUACAAGUUCUUUUCUUUGCCUUCUGUGGAUAAGCUUGAGCAAAUAUAUGAAUGCACUGACACAGAGGAUGUUUGCAUUGUAGAACGGCUCUUCUCCAGUAGUCUGGUUGCUAUUGUCAGCCUCAAAGCGCCUCGAAAACUUAAAGUGUGUCAUUUUAAGAAAGGAACUGAAAUCUGCAACUACAGUUAUUCUAACACUAUCUUGGCUGUGAAAUUAAACAGACAGAGGCUGAUUGUAUGUCUGGAAGAAUCCCUGUACAUACACAAUAUAAGAGACAUGAAAGUUCUGCACACUAUCCGAGAAACACCCCCAAACCCUGCAGGCCUCUGUGCACUGUCAAUUAAUGGAGAUAAUUGCUACUUGGCAUACCCUGGGAGUGCCACCAUUGGAGAAGUCCAGGUCUUUGACACUGUUAACUUGAGAGCAGCUAAUAUGAUUCCUGCCCAUAACAGCCCUCUGGCAGCUUUGGCUUUUGAUGCAAGUGGCACAAAAUUGGCAACUGCUUCUGAAAAGGGCACAGUGAUCCGUGUUUUUUCUAUCCCAGAAGGUCAGAAGCUGUUUGAGCUCAGGCGAGGAAUGAAAAGGUGUGUGACAAUAUUUUCGCUGGCAUUCAGCAUGGAUGGCACAUUUCUUUCUGCUUCAAGUAAUACAGAGACUGUGCACAUCUUCAAGUUGGAGACUGUCAAGGAAAAGCCUGCGGAAGAACCAACCACCUGGACAGGUUACUUUGGAAAAGUUAUUAUGGCUUCCACCAGUUAUUUGCCUUCUCAAGUAACUGAAAUGUUUAACCAGGGCAGAGCAUUUGCGACUGUUCGCUUGCCGUUCUGUGGUCACAGGAACAUCUGUUCAUUGGCAGUAAUUCAAAAGAUCCCAAGGCUUCUUGUUGCUGCUGCAGAUGGUUACCUAUACAUCUACAACCUUGACCCACAAGAGGGUGGAGAGUGCACACUAAUGAAACAACACAAAUUAGAUGGUAGCAUGGAACCUGCAAAUGAAAUUUUAGAGUCUGCAUCACAUGAUAGACCAUUUGUUUCAAAGAACUAUGGUACUUCAGCAACAAAAGACGCCUAUUCAACAUCACCAACAAGUCAUGCCUUUUGUGAUGAACUUGGAGCUGUGGGUGGGACGAACCUAGAAGAUGAAACCCAUACUCUCCGACUAGAUGAAGACAGCGAAAAUCCACCCAUGGUCUUGAGAACAGAGUAAAAUUAGUUGUUUCUCAACAUAGGCACAGAACUACAAGAAGAUAUUUUGAAAUCUCUUGUGUUUGCUGCUAUGGACUAAUUUAGGGAUCAGGAAAGAUACACUCAACUGCAAAAUAUAAGUGGGUUAUUUUUAACAGCGGGACGAAUUCUGAUAUUUUCACUUCACUUUCAAUGCAAUUUUUAGCUCUUGUUUGGUUGCCAAAAUAAGAUAUGAUUUGUUGCUUAGCAUGUUACUUUGUGCCAACCAAAUUUAGAAACUAUAGAAACUGCUAACUUUAUUUGACUUUUUGAUCCUUUUAAACCCUGUACAUGUAUAAAGACUAUAUAUAUAUAUAUAUAUAUAUAUAUAUAUAUCUUGUGUGUGUAUAUAUGUAUGUAUAUUUUGUGGCUAAAGAAGACAUAUGAAUAUUUAGCUGGACACUUUAGUAUUACUUCACCUAGCGACUAUGUCUGGGACUGCAACAUACAUACCAAUUUAACACAUUUAUGCUCUUAUAUUUGGAUCAGCUGUGUUCACUGGACCACUGUCAAAGGAAAUGCACAAUAAAGGAAUUGUACAGGA